CGUGGCCGGCUGCCUGGGCCUGGAGCUGGGCAAGGUGGUCACUGAGAAGUUCAGCAACCAGGAGACCAGCGUCGAGAUCGGUGAGAGCGUGUGAGGGGCGAAGAUGUCUCUAUCAUCCAGAGUGGCUGUGGAGAAGUCAACGACAACCUCCUGGAGCUUCUCAUCAUGAACAAUGCCUGUAAGAUCGCGUCGCCUUCCAGGGUGACUGCCGUGAUCCUGUGUUUUCCAUAUGCCCGACAAGACAAAAAGGACAAGAGCCGCGCUCCGAUUUCUGCGAAACUUGCGGCCAAUAUGCUGUCAGUGGCUGGGGCAGAUCACAUCAUCACCAUGGACCUGCACGCCUCUCACCUCCAGGGAUUCUCUGACAUCCCAGUGGAUAAUUUGUACGCAGAGCCCGUGGUCCUGCAGUGGAUCCGGGAGAACACUGCCGAGUGGGACCAUUGUAUCAUAGUUUCACCUGACGCCGGGGGAGCCAAGAGGGUCACCUCGAUUGCGAACAGGCUGAAUGUGGAAUUUGCCCUGAUUCACAAAGAGAGGAAGAAAGCAAACAAAGUAGACCGGAUGGUUCUGGUGGGCGACGUGAAGGACCGCGUGGUCAUCCUCGUGGACGACAUGGCUGACACAUGUGGCACCAUCUGCCAUGCCGCGGACAAGCUACUCUCAGCUGGAGCCACCAAAGUUUAUGCUGUCCUCACACACGGGAUCUUCUCUGGGCCAGCUAUUUCCAGAAUAAAUAAUGUCGCCUUUAAGGCUGUUGUGGUCACAAACACCAUUCUGCAGGAGGACAAAAUGAGACACUGUCCCCAGAUUCAGGUUAUUGAUAUCUCGAUGAUCUUGGCAGAGGUGAUCUGAAGAACACGCAACGCUGAAUCUGUGUCUUACCUGUUCAGCCAUGGUCGCUAUAGAUCCCGGA
This is a messenger RNA of Acinonyx jubatus (cheetah), 913 nucleotides long. RefSeq names its product ribose-phosphate pyrophosphokinase 2-like. Gene Ontology annotation, molecular function: ribose phosphate diphosphokinase activity; magnesium ion binding. The record is from RefSeq and is a predicted model, not a curated record. Gene Ontology annotation, biological process: purine nucleotide biosynthetic process; 5-phosphoribose 1-diphosphate biosynthetic process. Gene Ontology annotation, cellular component: ribose phosphate diphosphokinase complex; cytoplasm. The coding region runs from base 166 to 852 and encodes 228 amino acids. The transcript has a single exon. NCBI's taxonomy places the organism in Eukaryota, Metazoa, Chordata, Mammalia, Carnivora, Felidae.